GUUUCCAGCAGCCGUUUUCUUCCGCCCCCUUGUUGAACCCUAGAUUCUCUACCUUCUCUGUCGCGGCGAUCCGAAACGGCUAAAGUUCCUAUUUUUACCCAUAUUCGUUUCGGAGAUAUCAAUCUGGAUUUGUAAAAAAGUGUUUUUAAGAUCAGAAUGGAGGUCAUAAGCGCCUAAUGGUGGAUAAGAUGAGGGAACUGUUGUAAAGUGUUUGAAGAUGACACUGGAGACACCAAUGAGCGGGAACUUCGAUGAUGAUUUCGACAGGGAUAUUGACGCUUUGAUACAAGAGCAGCAGAACAAUAGAGCUGCUGCCUUUGAUUUGGACCUGGAUGAGGUGAAUAUUCUCCGUUCUGGAAGUGCACCGCCGACGGUUGAUGAUUCAAGAACAGCCGUUUGGAGCUUAUUUGGGCACGAUGGCUUCGGGGACGGGACCAGCCACUUAAGGGUCCAGGAGUCUGGAGGCUUUCUGUCUGAGGAGGAUUUGAGAUCGCAUCCGGACUAUUUAUCAUACUAUUUCUCCAAUGAGAAUCACAAUCCAAGGAUGCCGCCUCCAGCGAUAUCAAAAGAGGACUGGCGUGUCCAACAAAGAUUUCAUCCGAGGGGCUCUUCAUUUGGAGGGAUUGGUGAUAGGAUUGGGAGAAAUGAAUACAUAAAAAAUGACAGCCAAAGCAGCUCUCUUUUCUCUGUUCAUCCAAGCCUAGAGAUGCCAGAUUUGCAAAAGCUACCAGGGGAAUUACUUGAGCAGAAUAGCAAUGAAUUUAUCAGGAUGCCAGAUGUUGGUUUAGGCACAAGGAGAAAAAGUUUUGCUGAUGUCCUGCAGGAGGACCUUGUCCAUCCAGCUAUCACUGGAAAUUUUUCACGCCCAGCUAGUCGUAAUCAUUAUGAUAAUAUUGAUUCGUUAAGGGCUUCAGAAUCAUCAAUGAUUCAGCUUCAGAAUGACUUGAAUGGUUUAAAGGAAAUGCAAUCUGGAUCAACCUCCUCUAGUCUUACUAGGAUCCGAAGCCUAGGCUCCUCAAUCAAUCAAUCUUUAGUAUCUGCACUGGGUUCUUCUCUUUCUAGAAGUACAACCCCUGAUCCUCAAUUAAUUCGAAGAUCACCAAGCCCUUGCCUGCCGCCAGUGGGAACAAAAACUAGUAAUAGCAAUAGACCCAAUGUCUUAGGUGGUGUUUCUUCUCAUACAUCUGGUAUCAAUAUUGAAACUGCUUUUGCUGAAUUGAACUUGUCUAGAAUGAUACCAAAAGAGGAAGAGAGUGAUGUGCAAUAUCUGAUUAACAAGGAGACUGUUAGACAAUCUGAAUUGCUUUAUGAUGACCCUGGUAUUAAUAGGCAAUUUCUGCAUCAAAACAUCAGUGAGAAGUCUCAGUCGGCAUUAUUAGAAAAAGCUCUUGAUGAUGUCAGGUACUUUGAUGCCUCUGAGAAAGCUGGUAGAUUAACAGACGUUGAAUUAGCUAGAUUAACUUCUAAUGGGCAAACAUACUUCCCAAAGCAACCAUCUUAUAAGAAAGUACAAUCUGCUAGUUCAACAGUUUCUAAAAGUGCACGUCUAAAUGCUGAUGUGCCUAAUACUGACUACAACCGAUUGAAUUCAAAAGGUUAUACUGGGAUCUAUGGUGCGCAAAUGAUGUUAAACAAUCAGUUUGGUUCUGUAUUGGAUGAUGCAGAUAUGCAAUACAAUUCAUCUACAGGUUCCAUGUUCAAACAAUAUGUACAUGGUGCUUCUGAUUCACAUGUAUAUCCUCCAGGAAGUUUGGAUCCUUAUUUAGGACAAAAUUAUCUUAAUAUCCACCAAAUGGAUUUACCUGAAUAUCAACAUCCAUACCUGGAAGCAUUGCUUGCACAGCAGAAUUUACAGUAUGGCAUGCACCUCAAAUCAGAUAGCUUGAAUCAUGGUUACUUUGGUAGUCAUGCUUAUGGUAUUGGGAUGCCAUAUUUGGGAGGUUCAUUAACUACUAACGCUCAUUCUACUUUGGGUACAAGGAGUCCUUUGAGGCAAAAUGAUAGGUUAUCUCAUGCUCUUUCUAUGUUGAGAAGGGAAGCUGGAGAAAAUGGUGGCAUGAGAGAAGGCUAUAUGUUGCCAUCUUUGUUGGAAGAAUUUAAGAACAAGAAGACAUUACUUUUGGAGCUAUCAGAUAUUGUAGGUCAUGUUGUUGAGUUCAGUGCGGAUCAGUACGGCAGUCGUUUUAUCCAACAGAAACUUGAGACUGCCUCAGUUGAAGAAAAGAACAAAAUUUUCCCCGAGAUACUCCCUAAAGCUCAUUCUCUAAUGACUGAUGUGUUUGGGAACUAUGUCAUUCAGAAAUUCUUUGAGCAUGGUACAGAAAUUCAAAGAAAGCAACUUGCAAGUCAUCUUAAGGGCCAUGUUUUGCCUCUCAGUCUUCAAAUGUAUGGGUGUAGAGUAAUCCAGAAGGCGUUAGAAGUGGUUGAUGUUGCUCAAAAGACUGAAAUGGUACUAGAACUUGAUGGACAUAUAAUGAAAUGUGUUCGUGAUCAGAAUGGAAACCAUGUAAUCCAGAAAUGUAUUGAAUGUGUUCCUCAGGAGAUGAUACAAUUCAUCAUUGAAUCUUUCUAUGGGCAUGUUCUAGCACUGUCUACCCAUCCAUAUGGAUGUCGGGUUAUACAGAGAGUGCUGGAGUACUGUAAUGAUCCAGAAACUCAAAGCAUUAUGAUGGAUGAGAUCAUGCAGUCUGUUUGCGAUUUGGCACAGGACCAAUAUGGGAAUUAUGUUAUCCAACAUGUUCUGAGGCAUGGGAAACCUGAAGAGCGUUCCGUCAUCAUCAGCAACCUUGCUGGACAGAUUGUUAAAAUGAGCCAACAGAAAUAUGCAUCUAAUGUCAUUGAGAAGUGCUUGGCUUAUGGCACUGCUGAGGAACGCCAACUCCUAAUAAGUGAGAUGCUUGGUUCGACAGAUGAAAAUGAACCUUUGCAGGCUAUGAUGAAAGACCAAUUUGGCAACUAUGUGGUACAAAAGGUUCUCGAGACAUGUGAUGAUCGAAAUCGUGAACACAUCCUUUCGCGCAUCAAGGUUCACUUGAAUCCCUUGAAGAAGUACACAUAUGGAAAGCAUAUAGUUGCCCGUGUUGAGAAGCUUAUUGCCACAGGAGAAAGGCACAUUGGAGUGUCGUCGCGUUGAUCGUGAGAUCUCACGAGAAACUGCAGCGCGACUGUACAGAUAAUGAGGCUACUGCUCAACUCAUCUUUCUCAGUAUAAGAGAUGCUUCUGCGACCUGCUGAUGUAAAUAAAAGAUAGGCAUCUUAAAAUAAGAAUUUUCCAGAGCCUGUGUAUAUGUGCACUUGUAUUUAUUCAAGCAACAGAGAUAGAAACAUCAAUGCCCUAAAUGACGGUUAGGCUAGCAGAACCAGAGCCGAGGCGAUAUGUCUGGCCUUUAAAAUGAAUUAACGCUAUAAGACUCCUGUAUAGUCGAUGUAGUAAUGCUGUCAGGGUGCUGUUCUAUCGCGAAGGUGCAUGUGCUCCUUCGCCGAUAAAUAUGUUGAUCAAAAGCCUUUGUAUUCGGCUUUGAAAUGUGUCUUUGACAAAUUGCUGUUUUUAUGUAUGUCAGGGGUAACUAGAUUCAUGUUCUGCUGUCU
Zingiber officinale is the source of this 3588-nucleotide messenger RNA. Its product is annotated as pumilio homolog 1-like. Gene Ontology annotation, biological process: post-transcriptional regulation of gene expression. Gene Ontology annotation, molecular function: mRNA binding. NCBI's taxonomy places the organism in Eukaryota, Viridiplantae, Streptophyta, Magnoliopsida, Zingiberales, Zingiberaceae. The transcript is spliced from 11 exons. The record is from RefSeq and is a predicted model, not a curated record. Gene Ontology annotation, cellular component: cytoplasm. Bases 218 to 3133 code for a protein of 971 amino acids.